Messenger RNA from Hibiscus syriacus, 419 nucleotides. RefSeq lists its product as uncharacterized. The coding region runs from base 85 to 291 and encodes 68 amino acids. The transcript has a single exon. Lineage: Eukaryota; Viridiplantae; Streptophyta; Magnoliopsida; Malvales; Malvaceae. The record is from RefSeq and is a predicted model, not a curated record.
AUAGCUUUUCUUUCUUCUUUAAAGCUCCAACAUCCAACUGUUAUUCAAAAGCACACAUAGAUUCACCGCCAACUACCAAAAGUCAUGGUGUUCUUUUGUUUUCUCGUCGAUCAGACGCGGAAAGUGAACACGAGUAAGCCGGCGGCGGGGAUUUGCUCCCGGUGCGGCGGAGGAGCCAGCGUCGCCGACAUGAAGACCUCCACCAGGUUUUGCUACGUUCCGUUUUACUGGAAAUCUUGGAGGGCCAUCAUUUGUACUUUUUGUGGAGCCAUUCUUCGAUCUUAUCGGUAAAAAUUCGUAGGAGAAGGACUUUGAUCAGAUUCAAAGUUCGAAUCUCAUCAAAUAUAGAUCGAGAGAGCGUUGAGGAUGGUGGCAUCUUUUAAAAUUUUAAAUUAUCGUGUAGUUUAAAUGUUUUUUUA